AGACAAAAACCCCAGCAGGUUAAAAUCCAUCUUUGCGUCCCUUCCCUGCUUGGCCGAGAGCCAGGCUCGUUUCUGUUUGGACCUCAUAUUCACCUCCAGUUGAAGUCAGGAUCACCAUUCUUGAAUCUUGAUCCGCUUUAUUUGCGACAUUCGCAAAGAAUUGUUAUGAAUUCUUCAGAACGCCACGCAAUCGGAGGAUACGAUAAAUCUGGGAGCCUUAGGCUUUCCGUCGCCAACUUUGUUCGGAGAGCAAAGCGGUACGUUUUGCGGUCUGGCCCAGCGCAAGGCUACAACAAUGUUCAUCAAAAGAAUGACUUCGACUCUGUCAAGACCGCCGGAUGGCAAAAAGGCGCUCGCCUAUGUUUGGCCGGGGCGUUGACUUGUCUGGUGCUUGAGGCUGUACUAUUGACUGUUUUCCUCAAACUUGACCGAAGUGUUCUUGGUCACAGUGUCAUCUUUGCCGGUGAUUGUCAAAAGGCCAAAUCGAUCACUCUAGCAAUGGUGACGUCGCUCAACAUCAUCGGCACCACUCUGCUCGGGACAAGCAACUAUGUCAUGCAAUUUCUGAACGCACCUAGCCGCCGAGAAGUUGAUAAAGCACACGCCAACGGCCGAUACCUAAACAUUGGCGCACCAUCAGUCAACAACUUUCGGUUCCUCGGCCUCACAAAGUUCUUCAUGUGGUCGAUGUUGCUCUUUUCAUCGAUCCCCAUACAUUUGCUGCUGAACUCUGUGGUAUUUGCCUCUUUACAGUCCAACAAUUACGGGGUGAUGCUAGUGAGCUCGGACUUCCUGGAUGACUCGGCAUGGAGUUUGUGCUCUUCCGACACCUUGAGCAUCACCGCAAAUUUUGCCUGCAGCAUGUAUCAUGCUGCGAAAAGGAGCAAUUCGGGUUUAAGCCGAAAACAGCCCAGGGAAUGUAUACAACAUUACUCCGGUGCCAUUGAGACCGCGGCGUCUAACGUGCUGUUGGUGGCAAAGAAUACUACUGAGCAGAAGCGCUGGAGCCUGUUCACGAAACCAGCAACAGACCCAAACACAUUCUCCAUAUGCAAUGCCACUUGUCUCCACCACAUCUCCAGCCCGCUCCAACACAGCCUUCUCCUGGAGCCCACGGACACAUUAUGGAAUGCGAGCACACUUCUAGGAUUAUGGAGUUCUUUGGAUUACGGCUACUUGACCACUACCCAGUACACACAUUUCAACACUGCGGAUAGCAGGGUGGAGAGCCCAAAUCGAUGGGACCCUGGAGCCUGGCUCUGCGACACUGGUCGAUAUACUGCGUUCAAAAACUGCGAUGCUGCCACUGCGCUGAAAGAUCCGGACCAAUGGAGGGUGACCCCAAGUUCAGUGGAAGUCGAUUACUGCCUUAUCGACACGAAACAAAACCAAGAUUGCAAGGUCCACUACAACGUCAUCUUCCUCUCUGUUGUGAUGGGCUGCGAUUUUGUCAAAGUCUGUUGUAUCGUCUACGUCUUGCUCGUCUGCCCAAGACACUGUACAUCUCGACAGGACAUGGAACUUGCUACCCUGGGCGAUGCCAUCGAAUCUUUCCUCGUCUAUCCUGAUGAGACAAGUGCGGCAAGGUGUUUGGUCGACCAGAAGCAUGUCCGGUCCCUUCAAGGGCCCGUCCUAAAUUGGAUAUAUGAUGAAGACUGCUUUGAGAAAAUACCCCGCGAACAACGAGCUUCGGAGUGUCCAAGGGUGUUUGGUCCACAACCUUUGGCAUUUGAGGGGCAGAUGAGAAAGUGGCAAGCUGCGGCCGCCUCACCAACACGGUGGGGGAUUUUUGGCGGUAUCUUCGCCCUGCUAGUCAUUGUCACGCUUCUUGUCCUCAGCUUUAGUCUUGUGCACUUGAAGCGCCUUGGUGUAUCGAAGCUUUUCACGCAGGGAUUCGACUCGGUCGAUCCUAACUCGACGUUUACGCCCAAGGUCUUCGGUGUGAGCAAUUCAGCUGCGACCUUGCGAACGAUUCUCAUGGUCAACGCACCACAGCUGUUCUUGUCCAUGCUCUACUUCAUGUACAACGGGCUCCUCACGCGCAUGAUGUGUGCGUUGGAGUUUAGCAAGUUCUACAAGCAGCCGACGACGUUACGCGUCAGUAUCCCCUCUGGUGACCAGCGGUCGACUUAUUGGCUCUCUUUGCCCUGGAAGAUCAGCUUGCCUUCGCUCUUGCUCUCCGUGGCAUUGCACUGGUUGACGUCUCGGAGUCUGUUCCAGGUAGAGAUAGAAGUUCUCGACUGGACCGGCCACCCUCAGCCCGAUAGAAAUAUUUCGGCUUGUGGCUUCAGCACUUUGGCCAUUCUGCUAGUGGCUGUCGUCCUUAUCAUCAUGCUUCUGGUGCUCGUUGGAUUUGCAUGCACGCCACUUCCGCCUGGUAUGCCAGUUGUGGGUACUAACUCGUGGGCUAUAAGUGCUGCCUGUCAUAACGGCAACGGCGACAAAGAUGCCGCCCAGAGGGCAUUGAUGUGGGGUGAGGUCAGUUAUGACAGUGGCAGCGAAACCGGUCACUGUUCUCUCUCGAAUCGUAGGGUUACGGCGCCCACCGACGGUCGCAUAUAUGCUUGA
Molecule: messenger RNA, 2568 nt
Organism: Cladophialophora immunda
Lineage: Eukaryota; Fungi; Ascomycota; Eurotiomycetes; Chaetothyriales; Herpotrichiellaceae
Exons: 1
Coding region: 166-2568 (800 amino acids)
Source: RefSeq, a predicted model, not a curated record